Molecule: messenger RNA, 1924 nt
Organism: Apus apus (common swift)
Lineage: Eukaryota; Metazoa; Chordata; Aves; Apodiformes; Apodidae
Gene: HOXB5
Product: homeobox B5
Exons: 2
Coding region: 61-858 (265 amino acids)
Biological process (GO): anterior/posterior pattern specification; regulation of transcription by RNA polymerase II
Cellular component (GO): nucleus
Molecular function (GO): DNA-binding transcription factor activity, RNA polymerase II-specific; RNA polymerase II cis-regulatory region sequence-specific DNA binding
Source: RefSeq, a predicted model, not a curated record
CGUCAAGCACAGGGUUAUAACGACCACGAGCCACAAAUCAAGCCCUCCAAAAUAACCCAAAUGAGCUCUUACUUUGUAAACUCGUUCUCAGGGCGCUACCCAAAUGGCCCCGACUAUCAGUUACUAAAUUAUGGGACCAGCAGUUCCAUGAACGGUUCUUACAGAGAUUCAAGCACCAUGCAUUCCAGCUCUUAUGGCUACAACUACAAUGGGAUGGACCUUAGCAUCAACCGCUCAGCCUCCUCUAGUCACUUUGGGGCUGUGGGGGAGAGCUCCCGCGGUUUCCCUUCUCCAGCUCAGGAGAGCAGGUUUAGACAGGCGUCUAGCUGCUCCUUAUCUUCUCCCGACUCCCUUCCCUGCUCCAACAGCGAGAGCCAUGGAGGCAAACCCGCCCCGUCCCCCUCCGACCAAGCUACUUCUGCCAGCACCACCAACACAAAUUUCACAGAACUAGACGAGACCAGCGCGUCCUCGGGAGCCGACGAGGGCACUCCAAUAAGCAGCAGCAUCCCCCGAGCGCAGGCAGAGCCCAUCGCAACCUCCACCGCAGCAACAGAAGGGCAGGCACCUCAGAUAUUCCCUUGGAUGAGGAAACUUCACAUUAGCCAUGACAUGACUGGACCAGACGGGAAGAGGGCGAGGACAGCGUACACUCGCUACCAGACCCUGGAGUUGGAAAAGGAAUUCCACUUCAAUAGAUAUCUCACCCGCAGGAGGAGAAUAGAGAUCGCUCACGCUCUCUGCCUCUCCGAGCGCCAGAUCAAAAUCUGGUUCCAGAACAGGAGGAUGAAAUGGAAGAAGGAUAAUAAACUGAAAAGCAUGAGCUUAGCCUCGGCGGGCAGCGCCUUUCAGCCAUAAAUUCUAGAGGAGGAAUACCGAGGGAAGAAGAGGAGACGAGGGGAAGAAAUACAGAAAUAAAUAAAUCAAGCGCCGCAGAGCUUAGUUUCGGAGAACUGUGCAGUGAGGCACCUUCUUUUCGGCAUGUUGUUGAUAUUCUAAAACAACGUGUAUGGUACCGUUAUCCCCGGACUCAGUUCAUGUCGUGUUCUGGUUUUGGUUUGGGUUUUGUUUUUUUUUUUUUGUUUUCUUUUUUUUUUUUUUUGGGGGGGGGGUGUUUUAAAAAAAAAUUAAUAUUUUCUUUUUAAAUUAAAUUUUAUUUCCAGAUCCUCCUCAUGCUCUUGUUGUUCUUCUAAAUGUAUGUGUCCGUGCUCUCUUGAUGCUUUCUGGAAAGCUAGCAUGUUUUAUGUGAGCCCUUUAAAUGUUCUAACUUAUUUAUAAAUUGAGAACAGAUACGACUGUUUGUUUAUUUGCUGGGGUUCUCCCCCCCCCCCCUUCCUUUCCUGAGUUUACUGCUUUUUGGGUGAGUUCUUCUCUGCCUAAGCUAAAAUCGGGGGUUCCUGCACUACAGUCGCAGAGGGAAAAAAAAUAUCUAAAAAAACCCAAACAAACAUAAAAAACAUACAAAAAAAUGUAUUAAAAAAAGGGAGGGGGGGAAGGGGGAAAAAAAAAAAAGAAAAAAAAUUUAAAAAAAGGAAAAAAUUAACAAGCUCUUGUAUCUUUCUGUCUAAAAAUUGUCCAGUCUGUGUUUUAGUACAAACUUCAGGCCAGGGUUUCUAGUCCCAGGCUAAUUCCGAGUCGUACUCUUAGACGUGGGUAAACUUCACUAUUAAAACCAACACGAAUAAUCAUCAUCAUCAUAAAUGUAUAAAAUCGGACCAACAAUAGAGUGCUCGAAGGGUUGUAAAUACUAGAAAUAUUUCUGAUGUGACUAAUAGACGGUUUGUAGUGGGCAGAGUGAAUGCAAUGUUAUGUGUAAAAAUGGCAUCUGUCAUGUCUAGCUGCCUGUUAGUACUUUGCCAAUAAGCUUUUUGUAUUUGUUUGUAGCUUUACUUGAAGUCAAAUAAACGUUUCUCCUACUCACAAA